Messenger RNA from Phalaenopsis equestris, 1292 nucleotides. RefSeq names its product myb-related protein 308-like. Bases 130 to 1029 code for a protein of 299 amino acids. Lineage: Eukaryota; Viridiplantae; Streptophyta; Magnoliopsida; Asparagales; Orchidaceae. The record is from RefSeq and is a predicted model, not a curated record. The transcript has 3 exons.
CCUGCAAUACAUCAAUAUGACAUCCUUUUUCCUUUUACUUCCCUUUCAUUAAUUACUAUUACUCCGUUAUCUAGUAAUUAGUAAUUAAUAACGAAUGGUAUUAAUUAAAUUAACAACUAAUUAGCGUUUAUGUGCGUUAAUUAUAGUGCAAAGAAGCAAUUAGAGAUGGGCAUUAGGCCCCCAUGCUGCGAUAAACUGAACGUGAAGAAGGGACUCUGGACACCCGAAGAAGACGCCAAGCUGCUCGCAUACGUCUCCACGCACGGAACUGGUAACUGGACCAACGUUCCAAAGAAAGCAGGGUUGAAGAGGUGCGGGAAGAGCUGUAGACUAAGGUGGACUAAUUAUCUGCGGCCAAACUUAAAGCAUGAGGGGUUUACUCCACAGGAGGAGGAGUUAAUUGUCGCUCUCCAUGCGACCAUAGGAAGCAGGUGGUCUAUGAUAGCGAACCAGCUCCCCGGUCGAACCGACAACGAUGUGAAGAACCACUGGAACACGAAGCUGAGCAAAAAUCUGGCCCUCAACGGCAUCGAUCCCGUCACCCACCGCCCCAUAUCCGAGAUCAAACACAGCAUAACUACUCUCCACAUCGCCGGAAGCACCGCCGCCCAACCGCAUUCCUCCGCCGCCACCACCGUCGGCGUCCGCCACCACGACUCCCCCCUCAUCUCCCUCAACCGCGACCUCAAAAAAAUCCUCCUUUCACCUCCCAUCCCUCCGCCACUCAAACUCACAGCUUCGCUAGUGCACUGGAACAUUGCCGAUCAAACCACCGCCUCCGCCGCAUGUGAUAUUCCGCCACCUCCGCAUGAACUCGAAUGGGUUCAGUUUCUGGCGGAGGAUGUUUUCUCGUGCCUCGAGGAACUUGAUGCUUAUCCUGCUCCGUCACUAGUUGCCGUUGAUGCUGGUUUCGACGGCGGGGAGGAAGUGGCCGAUGGGGAUGCAUUUAUCGAUGAAAUUCUCGAUCGAGAUCGGGAGAUUAUGUCGGAGUGCUUCGGUUUAGUCGACGGUCAUUCUUCUCUUUAUUAAGCUGUUUUGACGAAAAAAAUAUUACUUAGUACUCUAAUGAGGAUGUGCCACAUAUGCAAUGAUCUCACCAUAAUGCCACGUGACACUUCCCUCAUUGGAGUACUGAUGCAUCAGUACUCCUGAGUUAAUAUUUUUUCGUUUUGACGAGGAAAUAAUACUAGGUUCGGAAAUCCACACAUUCAGUUGUCACAACAUCCGGAUAGCUAAUCAUCGAUCAUUGUAUCGUCUAAUGAUAAGGUGCAAGGUGACGUGAUGGUCAGUGA